Erythranthe guttata (spotted monkey flower) is the source of this 745-nucleotide messenger RNA. It is a transcript of the gene NF-YB11, whose product is annotated as nuclear factor Y, subunit B11. The record is from RefSeq and is a predicted model, not a curated record. Gene Ontology annotation, molecular function: chromatin DNA binding; protein heterodimerization activity. Gene Ontology annotation, biological process: DNA damage response; heterochromatin formation; leading strand elongation. Gene Ontology annotation, cellular component: CHRAC; epsilon DNA polymerase complex. NCBI's taxonomy places the organism in Eukaryota, Viridiplantae, Streptophyta, Magnoliopsida, Lamiales, Phrymaceae.
UAAGCAUUACUCUGGGGAGAUGGCGGGAAAAUAAAAGCUGAACGAUUCAGCCCGCGCACACACAAAUACCAUCGGGGCGCCGCUACCUGAAUCACAAUCGCCCGUCGUGUAGGAGAGAGAGAGAGAUGGCGGAGAAUGGUGGGAAAGAGAAAGAGUUGACGGAAAAGGUGGUUUCGGAAGCAGAGGAGCUGCCGAAGACUAUCGUGCGCCGCGUGGUGAAGGAGAAGCUUUCCCAGCUCUCCUCCGACUACGAGAUCUCCCUCCUCCGUGACUCGCUCCAGGCCUUCUGCGAGAGCGCCCGCAUCUUCAUCCACUACCUCUCCGCCACCGCCAACGACACGUGUAAGGAGGCGAACAGACAAAUAAUCAAUGCGGAAGAUGUAUUCAAGGCCCUGGAAGAAAUAGAUUUUUCCGAGUUCAUUGGACCUCUCAGAGCUUCUCUUGAAGAGUUUCGACAAAAGAACGCUGACAAGAAAUCGGCAUCAUCAAAGGGAAAAGACACAAGCAAGAAAGCGAAAAGGAAAGAGCCACCACCUGCACAAAGUCCAGGUAAAAACAAACGGCGUGAAGUCGAAAGUGAUGGAAAUGACGACAAUGCAGAUUGAGCCUCAUUGUUGAUUCUCUUUCUGUCAUAUGAUGAUUCCCUUUAAAAUCGGAUGCUCUUGCGACGAUUUAUUAAAUAUUUAUUUAUUUAAUGAUAUAUGUAUGUAUAAGUGGAUUUAUGCACACAUUUUAUUUUUCUUCA